GAACCUCUCGCUUUGCCUCUUCUCUGAUUGUGCGCCUUGCCUUGGUGGAGAAAUGUUCCGUUUCCUGCACCAGGCUAGGGACAAGUUGAGAGCGAGAAAGAGGGUUUGCUCGCUGUGCUCUCUGAAAGAAAGGAAAUUGACGGUAAAGUUACAAUUUAGUACGACCAAAAUAAUAGUUAUUCAAUUGUAUAGAAGAUACGGAUUCACUUUUAAUUGCACAGACGAACAUUUUUACGUGUAGCCUAGACAGGCACACCGUAGGUUUUUGCAACGAAGAGGCAGAAGGGAAAGAAGAAAGGCUAUUCUACCCCUUCGUUUGAAACCCUUUAAGUGAACCUACCUCCAGGAUGUCGGAGCGAGGAGGGCUCCCGCGGACUGGAGGUGCCCCCUCCCCGCACUUGCAACCCUCCAAACCGGUCGCGAUCACCUCGAAUCGCCCUGUCCACAUGAACCUAUACGCUACCUGGGAAGUGGACCGCUCUUCACCAAGCUGUGUUCCGAGGCUGUUCAACCUGACCCUGAAAAAGCUGAUCAUGCUGAAGGAGCUGGACAAAGACCUGACGUCUGUGGUCAUCGCUGUCAAACUACAGGGUUCUAAGCGUAUCCUGAGGUCCAAUGAGAUCUUGUUGUCUUCAGCGGGACUGACAGAGACAGACCUUCAGCUCACCUUCUCUCUACAGUACCCCCACUUCCUGAAGAGGGACGCCAACAAGCUUCAGAUCAUGCUGCAGCGUCGCAAACGCUAUAAGAACCGAACUAUCCUGGGCUACAAGACCCUGGCUCUGGGUCACAUCAACAUGGCUGAGGUGAUGCAGCAUCCCAGUGAGGGGGCCCAGGUGUUGGGGCUCCACAGCCAGUUGAAGGAGGCCUCAGUGCUCGUGGCGGAGGUCAGGGUCUACUCCCUCUCCAGCCAGCCCAUUGACCACGAGGGACCCAAGGCCAAGAUGUCUGAUCGUUCUCCAGACAUUGAUAACUAUUCUGAAGAAGAGGAGGAGAGCUUCUCAUCAGAACAGGAGGGCAGUGACGACCCGAUCCACGGUCAGUAUCUGUAUGAUGAAGAGGAUGAGGUGAGGAAGAAGAAGCCCAGACGGAAGCUCACCUCCAAUGCUUCCAUCACCAGACAACCAAACAUCAAGCAGAAGUUUGUGGCCCUGCUGAAAAGGUUCAAGGUUUCUGAUGAGGUGGGUUUUGGUCUGGAGCACGUCUCUAGUGAACAGAUCCAGGAAGUGGAGGAGGAUUUAGAUGAGCUCUAUGACAGCCUGGAGAUGUACAACCCCUCUGACAGCGGACCUGAGAUGGAAGAGACGGACAGCAUCCUCAGCACACCCAAACCUAAACUCAGGCCGUUCUUUGAGGGAAUGUCCCAGUCCAGCUCUCAGACGGAAAUCACCAGCCUGAACAGCAGAGGAGGGAGCCUGGGACGAGACGCCUGCUUCAGCCCUCAGGGGGAGCAGCGGCCUGUGGAGAUGAAACACUCACGCAGUCGCAACCUGGAGGCGGAGACUCUCUCUGAGACGGACACGCUGGAGUUGACGGAUCAGGAGAUGUUUCCGGAGGGCCCCUGUAUUACGGUGUCGGGGGCUGAGAAACCCCGUACACCCCUGAAGAGCAGCAAGAGUGGAGGAGGACAGACCAUGCCCUCCCCCAGGCUGGACGGCAGAGGUCCCACCCCCAAACAGAAGAGACAGAGCAGUACUCCUAUGAAAGAGAGACAGCUGUCUAAACCAAUCAGUGAAGGGGGGAGGACCAACAGCUCCGACAGCGAGAGAUCCCCUGAACUGGGACACAGCUCACAGGUCCUGAGGAAGGCGGUGUAUGACCAGCUGAACCAGAUCCUUCUGUCUGACGCGGCUCUGCCUGAGAGUCUCAUCCUGGUCAAUGGCACCGACUGGCAGGGCCAGUACGUGGGAGAGCAGCUGCAGGUACAGAGGCACCCGGUGGUGUGUACGUGUUCAGGAGCUGAGAUCCAGGCGGUGCUGUCUGCUGUCCUCACACGCAUCCAGAAGUUUUGUAACUGUAACUCGUCCAUGCCCAGGCCGGUCAAGGUGGCAGUGGUGGGUAGUCAGAGCUACCUUGGUGCCAUCCUGCAGUUCUUUGUCACACAGUUGGCAAGCAAGACCUCUGAUUGGCUCAACCACCUGAGGUUCCUGGUGGUGCCCCUGGGCUCUCAUCCUGUUGCUAAGCACCUGGGUGCCAUAGACAACCGUUACAGCUCUGCGUUCUUAGACGGGGCGUGGAGAGACAUGUUCAGCCGCUCUGAACCCCCACAGACAGACCUGUUGGAUGUGGCCGGUAGGAUCUCCCAGUACAUCAGUGGAGCCACCGUCACACACCAGCUGCCCAUCGCUGAGGCCAUGCUUACCUGCAAACACAGGACGCACGAUGAAGAUUCCUACCAGAAGUUCAUUCCUUUUAUUGGGUUGGUGAAGGUUGGUCUGAUUGAGCCAGACACUUCCUCUACAGGAGACACAGAAGAGGGCGUGGCAGUGAGCUUGGCUGUUCCCUCUACAUCCCCUCCCUCCCACGGCUCUCCCACCGGGCUGAUCAAAGAGGCUGCCACUCCCCCCUCCUCUCCUUCUAUGAGCAGUGUUCUCUCAGUACAGGGGAGCCCCAGUAUGUCCCAAGGUGUGGACGCCAUUGGGUUGCAGGUGGACUACUGGCUGGCGUCGCUGGCGGAGAAGCGCCGAGAGGGCGAGCGGCGUGACACAGGUUGUAAGAACACCCUGAAGAGUGCCUUCAGGUCCCUGCAGGUCAGCAGGCUACCAGGAGGGGGCAGCAGUGAGACACAGGCCCAGGUCAACACCAUGGCCAUGACUGUGGUCACCAAGGAGAAGAACAAGAAGGUUCCCACCAUAUUCCUGGGUAAGAAGCCGAAGGAGAAAGAUGUCGACUCUAAGAGCCAGGUCAUUGAGGGUAUCAGCAGACUCAUCUGUUCUGCCAAGCAGCAUCAAACCAUCCUGAAAGUGUCCAUAGACGGAGUGGAGUGGAAUGACGUCAAGUUCUUCCAGCUGGCUGCACAGUGGCCCACCCAUGUCAAGUAUCUCCCUGUUGGACUGUUUGGUUACAACAAACCCCCCUCCUAGGGUCCACCCUUUACGCCCCGCCCAAUCCCGUCCCACCUACGCACACAGACCCCGCCUCUCGGAACGCCGUGGCCACUAAUAUUUGUCAAUUACGAUGAAGGGUUGAGGGGCCGAAUGUAUUUGCUAUGUUUGUCUUAUUUAUCUAUAGCAGGGAGGGAGAGAUGGGUUGGAUAUGGGGUGCAACGCUACUAGUCACUUGAAUGAAUUGAAAUGGCCCUCUCUCUGUCUAGCGUGUGUGUAUGAGGGGCCCCCAGCACAAGAUAACGGACUGCCGUUCAACUAAUCCUAACGAUGAGAUGCACCCGCAUGAGUAACUCCCAUUACGAGUUCCCUGACCCUUGACCCCUGACAUCUGGACCCUUUAACCUUUAACCCUGACCAGGUAGUUCUCUUAUCACCUUGAACCUGCCCCGGUGUCACCAAAGGCCAACCUGCAUGCUGUACACUACACCACCACGUGCCAGUUAUAACAAGAGUAUCAUAUUAUGACAUGUUAUAACAGUACUGCCAUGGUUAUUAUGGGGUAUGGAGGGGAACUUGGGAUCCAAACAUACUGUACAUGUGCAUGAAAUGGAAUGAACAACAGACAACACCUACAGUAGCAAUGCUUUUUCUGCUCCCUAAUGACAUAAAUGCUUUUUUUCCCCUCACCAAUGAUGUACAGUAAGUUGACAUGUUAUGCAUAUGAAGAGCAGAACAUAUAAGAGAAGGCUCUAGUGUUUUUUUUUUUGUAACGACAUUUGAACUCUCUGUGUACAGCGAGGGCGCCACUGUUUGCCCCGACUUUACUGAGAAGAGGCAAUAUUUCUGCUGUCUGUAAGGCUUGUCCCUUUAUCAAUCUGUUGUUGUUGUCAGCGUUGCUCUCUUGAUGCACACUCCAAUGUAUAGUCCUCCUUCUGCUUGUGGACGUACAGUAUAUCACCUGUGUGGGGCUGUUGCAUUCUGGGAAUUGUAGGCUGAGGCUUGUGCUGAGGUUAAAUUGGGGGACAGGAGCUGUGACCGUCAUCUUCAUCUUUUGCGAUGCACUUCCAAUAACUCCUCCCCCAGCGCUAUAGUAGCUAGGUAUCCUACUCCAAAGCACAAUGUCGCACGCUACUAGUGACUUUUUAUCCCUGUCUUUACCUGUCAAGGGUUGCAAAAUUCCAGCAACUUUUCCAAAAUUACCAAGUUUUCUAAAAAUCCUAGUUGGAAGGUUUCUGAGAAUUAGGAGGGAAUAAGUAGGAAAUCCAGAAUCUCCCGACCUGGAUUUCUGGAAAACAUGCAUUUUCCAGCCCUGCCUGUGAUAGACGGGCAGCGUUCACUCCACUGAAAUGGUUGGUGUGUUUUGUCUAGGGUGUUGUGAGGUGGCCAGUGUCCAGUGACAGGUGUGUUAUUAUGUAAUGUGGUAAAACGAAAAACAAUAUUGAAAUAUCUAUGAAACCAGUUUUAUAAGUAACCCACGCGACACAGUAUGAUUGUUUUGUGUGGCCACGUGUUCGUGUCCCAGAUGUGGUCAAUAUCGCUUUAUGAGUUCUGUAGGCUGCGGUAUCAGCGGCCAGACGUUUGCCUUGUAGACUGACACAAAGAUAGGUGACACCAAAUGACCUUUUAAGAGCUACCAACAGCUCUGGUGCUGUUAAGAAAAACUGAAGACAAAUCAUUUGUAUCCAAAGAAUUUGACUUAAAUCAUUGAUUUUCAAUUUAGUAGCAAAGUCUAUGGUCUAUAAUGUACCUGCAAUGUACCUUCAAAUUAGUACAUUUUGAGUGAAAUGGCAAUGUGUUGUAAGCAAAACACUAGUCCUCUUGCGGUCUAAAAUGAAAGCUAGCGAGUGUUGAGUAGCUUAGCCUUGUGUCACCUACAAAGUAACCUUCCCCAUCUGUGCGGAGUGAAGAAUUGUGACAUAUCAAGUAUUACAAUGCCAAUGUCUCGAUUUUUGCUGUUAUUAUUAUGAUUUUUGGGGUAACUUUUUAGGUAGGGUUUUUUUCAGCUUAGGUGUAACAGUUUUAAAAGUUGUUGACGUCAUCACCUUGUGUAACUCAAAUCUGGCCCUGUUCUCUUUGGGGGGCGGGGCUUGUACAAAGGAAGGUUUUUGCACCAAGGGCUUCAAACUGAUUGUGCGCAUAAGUACACAGCUAUGCAUGUUCCACAAAUAAGUCUGAACGAUAGAAUGUACGGAUCUCAAACAACAAGGAUGUACUAGAGAUAUCAUCUGAACUUAAUUUGAAUGUGCAAAUAAUAUUCACUGUUAGUUUCUAUUAUCUCUUCUCAGUCUUGUCGACAAAAAGCUUUAUUGUUGAGUAAACAUACAUUUUGGAAGUUUUAACACCAUUUUAUCAGUCCAGAAUAGGGUUGCAAAGGGAGGGUAUAUUACUGGAAACUUUCUAAGUUUGCCAGUAAACUACCACCAUUUUUGUAACAUUCAAGGAUUUUAUGUAAUUUAUCACAUCUAGUGGUAAAUCAUCAAAUAAGAUGAUUUUUUAAUUUUUUAUUAAAAUGGAAUGUCAAAGCUGUAAAACAUUCCUAAAUAUUAAUAAUCAACUUCGUGAAUACCAUUGGUGAUUAAUAUGAGGGUUUCAGCAUGAAAUAGCAACCAUAACAUUUUUUUAAACACUUAUUUAUUUUACUAUGUCAAUAUGCCUUUGUUGUAAAUGUGAUGGCAGUUGUGAAAAAAGUCAAUAGUUGGAAGAGUUGCAGAGUUAAUUAAGAAUAAUGCCAUUGUUCAUUAGAUGCCUUUUUAAAAUUAUUUUGGCUAUUUUCUCUUGAUCAGAGGGUCUAUCCACUAGAAACUAAUGGACAUUAUGGACAGAUAUGACAAAUUAAUACUAUAUAUGAAUUUAAAAAAUGUAAAUUUAUUCAACUUUACAUUUCCAAAGUUACCAUCGAUUGCUAUAGAUUCCGGUAACUUUAGUAAAUUACUGGUAGCUUUACCCUAGUCCAUAACCAGCUGUUAGUUCACUAGAAUGUUUUAUUUUUUAUUAUAAAACACAAACACACCAUAAUAAUCUCUCUCAAUUCCAUAGUCAGUUGACCUUGUAACCUCUGUGAGCUUGAAUACUUUGUGCAACUUCCCUGUGAGUAUCAAAGAGAGAUACGGCAAAAGGCAGUGGUACUCUUGAAAGCAGACCGUUUGAACCCUGCUUCUCAUAGCAAGUGUCACUGCCCACCAGUCGAGGGCUAGACCCAGACCAAUGCCUUCAUGUGGACUUGGACUCUUAAUGCAUAUUUUAACUGAGACUGUAUCCUACUGUAUGAAUGUUAUGUACACCAUGGUUUCUCUAUGGGAGGGACGUUUUUGCUUGAGGAUAGUGACCUCUACCUGUAGCUACGCUACUCCCUAACCACAGAUCUAGGAUCAGAUAACAAUUACCCCUCCCCUAGUUCUAACCAUAACCAUUAGGGGGAUUAAAAGAUAUCUGACCCUGUGUCAGUGGUUAGAGGAGAUUUAUACCAUCUCUGAGCAGAACAAAGAGGUCCAAUUUUCUCUAUGCCUUGCCGUGUGUUAUUAGCAUAAUAGGGAGUGUAAGAUAUGAUUAUAUUUGAACUCAUGUCUCUUCAUAGGGGGAUCAUAAGCAUUCACUGAAUGGGACAAAGAAAUCACUGCCAAGAUGUCAAAUGUUACAUGGAUAUAACACCAAGCUGAAGCGGGGGGUGAUGUAGAUAUGUGUUCAAUGUUUUGUAAUGUUUUUGGUGAUAAAAACUUUGUUCCAAAGUAAUAAUUUUAAUGUUGGAAACAUUAUUUUUCCACUAUACAUUCCAAUGUUUACUCCUCUCUCUCCUCUCCCCCUGUUUCCAGUUCAGUCCCUUCUUUCACCUGUCGUACCAUUUAACGUGUUUGUUUUUCCCUACCUUCUCUAGGCCUAUUUGUCCUGUGUGGCUGUCUCUCAAACUUGUACCUGAUAUAUGCGUACCUGUGUCUCUACCUGUAUUGACCUGUAGUUACUGUGAUGGUCUUUAUGUCCACGACUAACGUAUAGGGACAGCAGUUUUUGCUGACCAUGUGACCCGACCAGGAACAACUCUGGGCCUUAGUUAUAGAGUACAGGGCCCAGACUGUUUCUUGAAACGGGUCAUAUGGUCCUGAAACACUUCUGUCCUGGAGGGGAAGAACAAUAUGAUCUGUUAAUAUGAAUAAAUCAAUUUAGCGAUCAAUACUGUCCUUCCUCUCUGCUAUCAUCACAAUGUGUUUCAGAACAAAUGGGAGUGAGAGAUCGAGAACAAACCGUAAGAUAUCUAGAGUCUCUGCCAGGAUCCCACACGCUUUGCUUCUAAUAAAGCCCAUUUGAAAGGAUCCCUGCUUGUAACAUAGCACCCUAUCACAGAAGAGAAUCUGUUUUUGCAUAACACUGCUUGGACUACACUUGUGCUUGGUAGUAGUUUGAAGGGAGGAUUCUGGCGCUUGAGAGUUUGGAGAGUAAUUUUGCACAUGCCAUUGUUUCUUCAGCAGCUUUUUUGCCUUUUGUCUAUAAACAGUAAUAAUGCUUGUACAUAUCACAACAGUACUUCUGUAUUGUAUCUUAGUCCUUGUUUUUUUAUUUGAAAUGUUUUGUAGUACUUUUUCAUGAUUAUGUUGUCAAUUAAACUGAUGUGGGAUGGAAAA
Molecule: messenger RNA, 7660 nt
Organism: Salvelinus fontinalis (brook trout)
Lineage: Eukaryota; Metazoa; Chordata; Actinopteri; Salmoniformes; Salmonidae
Product: phosphofurin acidic cluster sorting protein 1-like
Exons: 24
Coding region: 348-3083 (911 amino acids)
Biological process (GO): protein localization to plasma membrane
Molecular function (GO): transmembrane transporter binding
Source: RefSeq, a predicted model, not a curated record